Molecule: messenger RNA, 5046 nt
Organism: Prinia subflava (tawny-flanked prinia)
Lineage: Eukaryota; Metazoa; Chordata; Aves; Passeriformes; Cisticolidae
Gene: VEPH1
Product: ventricular zone expressed PH domain containing 1
Exons: 13
Coding region: 389-2875 (828 amino acids)
Biological process (GO): regulation of signal transduction
Cellular component (GO): plasma membrane
Molecular function (GO): phosphatidylinositol-5-phosphate binding
Source: RefSeq, a predicted model, not a curated record
UACCAUGCACAGAAAGGAAGAAAACCUUGGGUUCAGUUAUUAUGUCUUUUUUAAUCUAAUUUUAAGCUACUUCAUGUUUGAAGGUAAAAAUUCCCACAGUUCAUGAAUGUGCUUUAAGGAUGUCCUUGGCUCAGGGAGUCCUGUCUGACACUUUCACACACAUUUAAAAAUCUUUGCUGAACUGGAAUAUGUCAAUCAAUGCAUUUGCUGAUUUUUCUUCUUUUUUUUGUUAUCAUUUUCUUUUAGGCUGGGGCCAGGGAAGCCUUGAAGUACAGCCCAGAUUUAUCCUUCUCAUUAAACUGAUCGCUCCUGGGCAGGAUUGCUCCCGUUUUUCCCCCAGCUGAGCUCCCCAUGCCCAUGGUGCUGCCGAGGGGGGCUGAGCAGGGCCAUGCAUCAUCUCUUCGGGCUGGUUUUGGCACACAAGGACCUGUCCCGGGCUGGGGAUCUCUUCUCCCUGGAGGAUGCUGAGAUCGAGGGCAGCCUCUCCGAAGCUCUUGAACAGAUCAGGAUCAUUAGUUCAGCUGCAGACUACCAGACCAACGACAACGACCAGGCAGUGGUGGAGAUCUGCAUCACCCGGAUCACCACGGCCAUCAGGGAGACUGCCUCCAUCGACAAGCACGGCAAGGCCCUGGUGGCCCUCUGGGAGUCCUGCCUGGAGCACAACCUGAGGCCCUCUGGCAAGGACGAGGAUGCCCCGCAUGCCAAAAUUGCAUCUGACAUCAUGAGCUGUAUCCUGCAGAAUUACAACCGGCCCCCAGUGAUGGCCUUGGCCGUGCCAGUGGCAGUGAAAUUCCUGCAGAGGGGCAAUCAGGAGCUGUGCAGGAACAUGUCCAGUUACCUGUCCCUGGCUGCCAUUGCCAAGGCAGAGCUGCUGGCUGAGCACACAGAAACCAUCCUCACCAGUGUCCUUCAAGGGAACUCGCUGCUGCUGCGGGUGCUGCCCGCGCUCUACGAGCAGCAGCCGCAGCCCAUCCUCGCCCGCCUGCGGGACCUGGUGGCACCCAUGGCCCGGCUGGACCCGCCCGAGCAGCUGCACCUCCUCAGGCUCCUGCACGCCGUGGCCAGGAACAGAGAGCUGGGGGUGCUGAAAGAGUGUUUGCCAUUUUUAUUUGGACACCUGAGGGACCCGAACCACAGUGAGGUGAUUCUAAACAUCCUUCUGGAAAUCUCCAGCUACGAGCCUGCAGCCCUGGCCCCUUUCCUUCCCACGCUGAGGGAAAUUGGUGAGAGCUUUCCCAGUUUGAUUGGGCAGACAGCAAAGAUCUUCGGAGCUGUUGGACAUCUCGAUGAGGAGCGAGCCAGAGCGUCCCUGCUGUAUCUGGUGAACCAGCUGGCCAGCAUGGAGCACUCCUUCCACCACAUCCUCCUGCUGGAGAUCAAGAGCCUCACGGACACCUUCUCCAGCAUCCUGGGCGCCCAGAGCAGGGACAUUUACCGCAUGAGCAACAGCUUCUCUGCCAUCGCCAGGCUGCUCGCGCGGCAGCUCGACGCCGACGGCGCCGCGCCAGCCAGGAUGGAAAACGACCCUGAGGCAGAACAUCCUGUGCCACUGGAUGAUUUAAAAUCUGUCGUGAAUGGCAGUGAGGAAGAUGAAAAGCUGCAAGUUAAAAUCCAGGCUUUUGAAGAGAAAAUAAAUGUGGACAACAGCACCCCUGGCUCAGUGAGGAGAUACAGCCUGGGCCAGGUUUCUAAAGAAGAAAGGAAGGAUAUGAGGUUUAACAGGUCCAAGAGCCUGGCCCUGCACGCGCUCAGGAUGAAGGGGCUGAGCUCGGAGGGAGGCCCUGACGGGGAGAUCCCUGCUGGCAUCUCCUUCUCCGAGAUCUACCUCAGCCAGGAACACGAGAAGGGGCCUGUGGGGGCCCACCCCGAGGCGGUGGCCGUGGGGAACCCCCUGGUUUCACAGCAAAGUGCAGAUCACCCCCAGGCAGCCAGCCCAGGACUGACCCCGGAGAUGGCCACGGAGGGCACGGCAGAGGCGGCCACGGGGGCUGGGGAAUGCCAGGACAAGCUGUACCUGCACCUGAAGGAAAACCUGGGCAAAGUGAAGGAGUAUGUGAUGGAGAUGGGGAGGAGGAUUCCCAUCCCUGAGCAGUGUGUGAUCGAAGACACUGUCCAAAGCUGUGUGGCAAAGCUGUUCUUCAGCUGUCCCCUGAAGGGCCACUACUGCCUGUACAGCAAAUCCAGCUUCACCCUGGUGAGCCAGCAGCCUCCACUCUGGAUCCACAUCAUGUUCCUGUUCCAGCAGAGCCUGUUUGCAGAACCUUUGUCCACUCAAAGCAGCUCUGUGCAAGUCCUCAAGGCCCUGUGGGAGAAGACCCAGCUGAAGGGGACGCACAGCUUUGAGACUGCCAUGAUCCAGUCCACGUUCCCCCAGCAGAAGGAGCUGGAGAACGUUCAGAUGCAGCUGCAGGACGUGAGGUUCUUUGAUUUGUUUGGCUACAGCGAGGAGGCAGGAGCCUGGCAGUGCUUCAUGUGCAACAACCCCGAGAAGGCAACAGGGGUGAACCAGGACGGGCAGCCCCUGAUGGAGGGCAAGCUGAAGGAGAAGCAGGUCCGCUGGAAGUUUAUCAAGAGGUGGAAGACGCGCUACUUCACCCUGGCUGGCAACCAGCUGCUGUUCCGCAAAGGCAAAUCCAAGGACGACCCCGACGAGUGCCCCAUCGAGCUGAGCAAGGUGCAGAGCGUCAAAGUGGUGGCCAAGAAGCGGCGGGACCGGAGCCUGCCCCGGGCCUUCGAGAUCUUCACGGACAGCAGGAGCUACGUGUUCAAGGCCAAGGACGAGAAGAACGCCGAGGAGUGGCUGCAGUGCCUCAACGUGGCCGUGGCGCAGGCCCGCGAGCGCCAGAGCCGCGAGGCCACCACCUACCUGUAACCCUGUCACCCUGGGGCCACCUCCUGCCUGUCACCCUGGGGCCACCUCCUGCCUGUCACCCUGGGGCCACCUGUAACCCUGGGGCCACCACCUACCUGUAACCCUGUCACCCUGGGGCCACCUCCUGCCUGUCACCCUGGGGCCACCUCCUGCCUGUCACCCUGGGGCCACCUGUAACCCUGGGGCCACCUCCUGCCUGUCACCCUGGGGCCACCUCCUGCCUGUAACCCUGGGGCCACCUGUAACCCUGGGGCCACCACCUACCUGUCACCCUGGGGCCACCACCUACCUGUAACCCUGUCACCCUGGGGCCACCUCCUGCCUGUCACCCUGGGGCCACCUGUAACCCUGGGGCCACCUCCUGCCUGUCACCCUGGGGCCACCUGUAACCCUGGGGCCACCAAACCACGCCCGUGUGGCGCCAGGGGACAACCACGGGGCCACCCCCAGACCCUGUGGGACAGCCAUGGGGAGCAGGGGGAGCUGCCUGCAGAGCCCAGGGCCUGAGGGACAAGGACACCUGCAGGGACCCGGUGCCACCGUGGGAGCACAGGUGACACUGCCCGGGGCAGCAGCAGCUGCCACAUUCCCUGGGGAGAUCCAGGGUUUUUCCCAGCCUGAUGAGGAAAGCCAGGGAAUGUGUUAGAAACCCAACCUUGGCCUGAGGUGCACCAGGCCUCUGACACUGCCAAGAGAACUCCAGGAGUGAGGACCUUCUGCUUUCCUCCAUCAGCUUGAUGUAAAAAAGGUAAUUUUCCUUAUUUAAUGCUGGUGGACUUUAUCCUUUUAUUGUUUAUGUGUGUCUGUGCUGCUGCUUUCAGGUUUAAAUUGGGAAAUUUGAAAGAUUUUGUACAGCUGGAAAAUAAUUUUUAAUAUUUAACUGGUUUGAUUUUCCCUCUUUUUCCUGCUUUUGCUCUACUUUGUAACAUAAUGAAAUUUUCAAAAUUUUUUUAAUUCUCUUCUCCAUUUUGUAACUUUUCCAAAUUUCUGCAAAUCUGGAAAAUUCCCAGUGUGUUUGAUUUUCUUUGUUACUUUCAAAUGAUUCCAAAGUGGAGGAAGUGCUGUAGAAGAGACUGAAAGGAAAAGAUGAGAGAAAAAAAAAAAGAAAAAAGAAUGAGCAGUUUGCAAGCGAAGAAAUGAGCUCAGAGAUCAUUCAGAGCUGAGUAAAAAUAAAACUUGAAAUUUUCCAACCUAGCAAAAUGUAUCUUUGGCAAAAAAAUGUUGCUGGAAAUGUGGAAGAAUGAGGAAAAAUGAGGAAAAAUGAGGAAAAAUGAGGAAAAAUGAGGAAAAUGCUCUUUCCUGUACCUUCCCUUCAGUGGAUGCAGGGCUGGGGCAGGGAUGUUCCAGCCCCAGUCUGGCUGUGGAGUGUGUGAGGAGGAGGAUGGGCUGAGGCUGGACAAGGAUGGAGGGAUGGAGGUGCUUUGGUUGCUGCUCCCUCGGUGUGGUUGCUCCCCAGGGUUGUGGCCGGAGCUGGGGAUCUUGUCCCAGGAAAUGCAGAUGUUUGCAGAUGUUUGUCCCUGGAGUCAGACCCCUCCGAGCACUGAGUGCUCCUGGUGUUUGCCUGCCUGGCUGCCAGGGCUCUGUCACUUGUCAUCCUGACAGGGAAGGUGCCAGUGCUUGGGGAUGAACGUUUACCCACAUUAGAAUGAGGAGAAAUGGAUUUCUGGCGGCAGGGAGUGCCUGAGCUGUGCUGCUCAGAGCCCAGGGCUGCCCCGGCCCUCCCAGGAGCUGCACACAGGGGCUUCUCCACCUGAGCCAUGCAAACACCCUCAAACUCCAGGACAAACCCUGGCCUUGGAGCUGUGCCAGGAAAAGGGAUUGCCACGGACAGGGAAAGGGAACUCAGGCUGGACUGGAAGGGCUGUUUGCCUCCUCUGGGUCUGCCUGCACUCCUGGGGAUCUCUGUGUCCCCCUGCUUGCCUUUUUUUCCCGUAAUUUUGAAUCACUUCCCAUGAUGGUGGCCCCAGGGGACAGUGGUGCUCCGGGAACUUGCAGGAAGAGGGUGAGGCCACAGGUGGGCUCAGCACAGGGAGUGCAGGGCAGAGAGUAAAACCCAAAAACCUCAAAACUGGCUCCAGACUUCCCAAAGCUCUUGGGAAAGAUGUGAAAUGUUCAAAUUCCUGAAAAUCCUCGUAUCAACUAAAACAUGGGGAUGAGUGUCAGAUCCUGGA